Molecule: messenger RNA, 1406 nt
Organism: Macrobrachium nipponense
Lineage: Eukaryota; Metazoa; Arthropoda; Malacostraca; Decapoda; Palaemonidae
Product: fructose-1,6-bisphosphatase 1-like
Exons: 9
Coding region: 195-1196 (333 amino acids)
Biological process (GO): fructose 1,6-bisphosphate metabolic process; gluconeogenesis; sucrose biosynthetic process
Cellular component (GO): cytoplasm; cytosol
Molecular function (GO): fructose 1,6-bisphosphate 1-phosphatase activity
Source: RefSeq, a predicted model, not a curated record
AGCCACCAAAGCCCGCACUUUGUGAAGGGAGUACCGAAUAGUUUGGCCCUCAGUGUUCAGUCUGUGUUGAGCUUGGCAACCGAGAAGAAGAUCAGAAAGUAGUAAUAAUAGUAAUCGUUCGUUAUUUGUAAUACUGACGAUAAUUACCAACAGUGACAACGCUUGCAUUGAACUGAAUACCGCACAAAACCAGGAUGACUACCCAGACUGCCAUCGAUACCAAUUGCAUCACGCUGACGAGGUUCAUCUUGAACGAGCAGCGGAAGCAUCCCCACGCAACCGGAGAGCUGACGAUGCUCAUGAUGGGCAUCCAGACAGCCGUCAAGAGCAUAUCGAACGCUGUCAGAAAAGCCGGCAUAGCUUCUCUAUAUGGAUUGGCCGGCAGUGUCAACGUUCAAGGCGAAGACGUCAAGAAAUUGGAUGUUCUGUCGAAUGACCUCUUCAUCAACAUGCUGUCUUCCUCGUACUCGACCUGCCUCAUGGUUUCAGAGGAAAACAAGACCGUCAUCGAGGUCGACAAGGAACGUCAUGGAAAAUACGUAGUGUGUUUCGAUCCUCUGGAUGGCUCUUCCAACAUAGACUGCUUGGUGUCAAUUGGCUCUAUUUUCGGCAUUUAUAGGAAAACUUCCGAAGGAGAUCCUACCGAAGCGGAUGUCCUGCAGCCUGGAAACCAGAUGGUCGCAGGAGGUUACGCUCUGUACGGCUCUGCAACCAUGAUGGUGUUCUCCACCGGCAAUGGCGUCAACGGAUUCAUGCUCGAUCCAAGCAUCGGAGAGUUCGUUUUGACAGAUCCAAACAUGAGAAUAAAGGAGAAAGGUAAAAUCUACAGUCUCAACGAAGGCUACGCCAAUAUGUGGGAUCCAGCUGUUGCCGAAUAUGUCCAAAACAAAAAGGCACAAAAGGCAGGAGCUAGGUAUAUAGGCUCUAUGGUAGCUGACGUUCACAGAACCAUAAAAUACGGAGGCAUCUUUAUGUAUCCGGCAACAGCUGAUUCUCCAAAGGGAAAGCUCCGAUUGCUUUACGAGUGCAACCCGAUGUCCUUUGUGGUUGAACAAGCCGGAGGAAAGGCGAGCACAGGCAAAAUGCCAAUCUUAGAUAUUCAACCAACUGAGAUCCACCAACGCACUCCAGUCAUCUUGGGUUCGCCUGCUGAUGUGCAAGAAAUGAUCGAUCUGUAUAAGAAACACAACCUUUAAAUGCCCGUUUUAUACAUUUUCAUCGCUGUGCUACUCUUUCCUAUUGGAAGGUUCAUAGCUACAGCUUCUUUAAAGUAAGAAGUAACACUCCACUUCUGAAAACAGAAAGGGCUUUGUAUAAUGGAAGGUGACUUUUCUUAUUUGUUAACUGCAGUGUAUGUUCUUCAAGAAAAUUUCUUGUCUCUCUUAAAUAUAAAAUGAAUUUCGUUA